UUUGUCGUUCCCCACCGCCUCUCUCUCCUUCUCCAUUGCCCGGUGCAGCAUGGCGUUGGUCUAUGUCCAUGUGGGAGAGGCGACACAGGUGGUGGCCGAGACCGCGGUGGCGUUACUGGCCAACGUGAGGGUGGGUCCGCUGCUGCAGCGGACGCGAGCGCGGCCUGUAGAGGCCAAUGUAACCUUUGGAGAGGCCUUUGUCUUUGCACUCGAGCGUGGGCCGAUGCUCAACUCUGCAGACGUGAGCGUCGAGGUUCUGGGGCUGACCUCUGCACCGCUCUCUGCGCGGGCUUCGCUUGCGCUCAAGAGCUCGUCGCCGCUGGCGGCGGUGGCAUCUUCGGAAGGGCGGUCGGCGUCGUUUUCGCUCGACUCGGGCGGAUCGCGGCGGCUGACUGGGAGCUUGGGCGGGCCUGGACCAGGCGCGAUGGUGGCGGUGCUGGGGGAGAUUGCCAUUCCGCUGCCGCGGAUGGGCAAGCUGAUGCGGUCGUCGGUCUGGCUCGGCUCUGUUGGCGGCGGCAUGGUGUCGAUUGCAGUCAAGGUCAUUGCGGUGGAGCGCGGGCCGUCGCGGGAGCUCGCUGGAUGGAACCCGCCUGACACGCGACACACAUCGGGGACGCAGCACAUUCCGCUGCUGGACGAGGGCAGGAGUGGGCAGGCCGAGCCUGAGUACUACGACCCGAGGGGGGCGCCUUUGGUGACCGGAACCGUCACCUGGGCCCGCGACGUGCCAACCAAGCGGGUGUACACCAAAUCGGACUUGUUCACGGCGUACGUGGAGAAUCCGGCGUCUGAGUCGCGGUGGUACGCACGGUUCUUUGCCGGCAACGUCCACGACAACUUUGUGGCCAAGUCAGAGGCCUUCCGUGGCUCGGUUGUCAUUGUCUCGACGAUGUUGACGACGAUUCCAGGCCUCGGUAACCAGUACUGGGUCAUUGUGUGGAGCAAGGACGCGAUUGUGCGGCGGAUUGUGUCUGUGGCGUCCAACACUUCGCUGCGGUUCCCGGAGCUGCUGCAGCGUGUGGCGCCAGCGAUCUACGCACGCGGCUACAAGCUCUUUUCCAAGGUGGUGUACCCGGCGCCAGGCCUCGAGGCUGCGCUGGUGUCUGUGGAGAACGGCGACGAACCGCAACUGACGAUGAAGAUUGGCGUGCUGUUUGCCAAGCACGGGCAGACCGACGAGAACGAGAUGUUCUCGAACCGCAACGGGUCGGAGGCUUUUGAGGAGUUUCUCGACCUGCUCGGCGAGCGCGUGACGCUGCAGGGCUUCAAGGGAUACGCCGCGCAGCUGGACACCCGCAACAACGGUUCGGGCCUCACCUCGGUCGCCACCUCGUUUGGCGACCACCAGAUUAUGUUCCACGUCUCGACGCUGCUGCAGUAUGAUCCGACGGACGAGCAGCGGAUUCAGCGGAAGCGAUUCAUCGGCAACGACAUUGUGGUCAUUGUGUUUAUGGACGGAACGACGCCGUACGACGUGCAGACCAUGAAGUCGCAGUACACCAACGUGCUUGUGGUGGUCCAGCCCUCGCCGACCGACGCCAACGCGUACCUGGUGACCACAGCCAACGGACCGGGCAUCCCACCGUUUGGGCCCGAGGCUGCUGUUGAGUACCCGCGCGACUCGGACUUUGUUGACUGGCUCCUCUCUAAGUGCAUUAACGGGCAGACGGCGACGUGCGCCGGUGCCGAGUUCCAGAUCCGUGAGAAGCGGACUCGCGCCGUGCUCCUCGACAACAUCUAUAACGAGCUUCCGCCGUCGGCCUUUGAGCGCAAGAAGAAGCGCAUGUACGAGUUUGCGUCGACCGGCCGCCAGUUCCUGCAGGCGCUCCCGGUUGCUGAUCCUCAGAUCUUCCAGCUCUUUCCCAUGCUCGACGCUUUCCCACACCGCAUCUCAUGCUUUGACUCGAUCGAUGAGAUCCUGUUCUUUGGCACGCCUGCCGGCGUGUACAAGACUGCUGGCAACACGUCCGAGUGCCACAAGGUGACCGAUCUGGCUGAGGUAGGCCAGAUUGCACUUCUGCCGGAGCUCAACAUGCUUCUCAUCCUCACUUCGCCGCCGUCGGCGCGGCUGUAUGCGUUCUCGCUCCGCGAGCUCCUCGCCGAUGGCCCGGCUGGCCAGCCGCAGGUUGCACUUGUUCCGGUCAAGUCGCCGCUCUCGUUUGAGGUCGGCGUGGUGGCGCGGCAGCGGGUGGUGGCGGUGGCGGUGCCUGAUGGCGCGGUCCAAGUCUUCGGCAUGUCGGCCACGCGCGAGUUUUCGCCGCUUGUCACGCUCCGGACCGAGGGCACGCUCAUCAACGCCAUGGCCUUUACGCCCACCGGCCUUGCUGUCGGCUACGAGUGUGCGCUGCCGGACUCUGCGCAGGCCGGAGCGGUGGAGCAGCUCUACUUGCCGUACCCGAUGUACACGGCGUCUGCGCUUGACGCGGUGCCGAUGGACGCUUUCUACUUGCCUGGCACCGGCGUCUUUCUCUGCUUCCAGUCUUUUGGUGUUCUUGUAGAUGCGCUCGGCGCUGUGAUCCUCCGCAUCGACUGGGAGAUCGAGCCGAUCUCGUUUGCCUGCUUUGGCACGUUCCUCAUUGUCUUUUCCGUGGGUAUCACCCAGGUCCGCUCGCUCAUCAACGGCUCGCUUGUCGAGUCACAUCUGCUCAUGGCGACGUCGCCGUUUGUUUGCGCCGGCGACACGAUUUUCGCGUCGGUCAAGGGCUACGACUCGUGGUCGGUCACCAUGUUCACGCCUGUCCACAAGUAUCCAGAGUUGCUGACGUCAGAUCCGGCGCUGAGGCCCGGUGCGAGCGCGGCCGAGUCUGCGGCGCAGGCGGCCGACGCAGCUUCCAAGGCCGCAGCAUCGGCCGAGGCCGCGGCCGCGGCUGACAGCGCCUCGUCGCCCGCGGGCAUUGACGAGGAGUACUCGAAGCUCCGGCGCGGGCGCGAGACAACACGCAUGCAUCGGCGCUCGAUUGUGGGCUUGCAGCAGAUCUCACCAACGGCCGUGCUUGCCGACGAUGACGAUGCAGUCGUUCACACCUCGUCGUUGGAGGCGAUGUGGGAGGCGUCGGCUCGGGAGCAGGCGUCGCAGGUUGACGCCGCAGCUGCUGCGGCAACAGCGUCUCUCGAGGUUGAGGCGUCGCGGCGAAAGGAGGCGCGCAAGUCGCUAGCGCAAGUCGCGCUGUCGGACUUUAACUUUGACGACGCGAGCGGUGGCGAGAGCGGAGGCGCGGGGGAUGCGGGCGGCGGGAGCAGGGCCGACGCGAGCGGGAGCGCCAGCAGAUCUUCGGGCGCACUGGCAACAGUCGGCGGCAUGGCGUUUGGAGCCAACGUCGACGCCGACGCCCUCACCGGCCUCGAGCGGCACCUCUUCCGCUUUGGCGUGUGCAUGAACGAGCUUGUGGAGUGCAUCGCGACCAAGAACAAGUCGAUCAUCAUCCAGGGCAUGUCGCAGGUGGUCAACCAGGUCAAGAUCAUCACCCGUCUAGUGGACGCGUCAGUCCCGCCGCCGCCCGCGGCCAUGACAGCAGCGGCGUCGUCGAUUCAGCAGGCCGCCGCUGUGGCGCUCCGCGCUGGCAAGCGGGUGAUGAUGACGUCGUCAGCCGAGGACUGGACCGCGUUUGCGCGCGAGAACCUCGCGCUCACCGUCACAACCCACAAGCUGUUCCGGCUGCUUCACAAGGCCGAGUAAAGGCAUAUGACCGCCAAGCAGGAAGUAAACGGGCUGCGAAAAGUGGA
Messenger RNA from Thecamonas trahens ATCC 50062, 3723 nucleotides. RefSeq lists its product as uncharacterized. The transcript is spliced from 3 exons. Gene Ontology annotation, cellular component: cytoplasm. Gene Ontology annotation, biological process: regulation of small GTPase mediated signal transduction; activation of GTPase activity. Gene Ontology annotation, molecular function: GTPase activator activity. The record is from RefSeq and is a predicted model, not a curated record. NCBI's taxonomy places the organism in Eukaryota, Apusomonadida, Apusomonadidae. The coding region runs from base 50 to 3676 and encodes 1208 amino acids.